Molecule: messenger RNA, 414 nt
Organism: Prunus armeniaca (apricot)
Lineage: Eukaryota; Viridiplantae; Streptophyta; Magnoliopsida; Rosales; Rosaceae
Source: the annotation of a GenBank genome assembly
AUGGGUCUCGAAGCCAACCACGCCUCCUCAUUCCUUGAUUCGCAAGAACUUGCUCUGGGUUUUUUUGCUGCAUUAUAUUCUCAUCUCUCUUCUCCUCUCUCAGUUUGGCAAAGCUUGAGAUAUGAUUUAAAGGAGGCCUUGUUCUUAAGAUCUUAUGAGGGAGCCUUGCGAUUCUUGCUUGUUUGGGCUCUUGGGUGUUUGGUUGAGGAGAUGGCGAGUGGAAAAGAUUUUUUGGGGAAGUGUUUUGCGAAGGACUCGAGAAAGCUGUGGACGGUUGAGAUGCUUCUGAGCCACCCCUUUGUUUUUGAUUAUGACACCGUUUUGGUGGAAGACAAGGAAGAGCUCUUUUGGUGGAUCACCAUCUCCAAGAAGCAAUUUUCAUUUCCCAUAUUGGGAUUCAAUGGCAGGUUAUGA